Sturnus vulgaris (Common starling) is the source of this 3344-nucleotide messenger RNA. It is a transcript of the gene FBXW8, whose product is annotated as F-box and WD repeat domain containing 8. The record is from RefSeq and is a predicted model, not a curated record. NCBI's taxonomy places the organism in Eukaryota, Metazoa, Chordata, Aves, Passeriformes, Sturnidae. Gene Ontology annotation, molecular function: protein binding.
AUGACGGCCGCGGCCCCAACAUCGGCUUCAUUCCCGGGCACCGGUCCCGGCCCCAUCGCCGGCCGCGGUCCCGGCGGCGGCGGAACCUUGUGGCGGCGGAACGCGCGGGCGCGGGGCGCGGUUUCCGUGCCGCGCCGGGCCGGCCCCGCCGCCAUGGCCGCGGUGCCGGCGGAGCGGGAGAGGCCCCGGCGGCGGGAGGAGCGGGCCGGGGGCGCGAAGCGGCGGCGGGAGGAGCCCCCUCAUGAACCACCGGAGGAGUCCCCGGAGAGGCCGGGAGACACCCCGCGGGAGUCCCCGGCCGAGCCCGGGUACCUGGCGCUGGCCCGCGGGCUGCUGGCCGGCGGCGCCCCGGCCCGCUGCAGCCCCGCGCCCGCCCGGCCCGCCGGGGAGCCCGCGGGGGAUGGAGCCGGAGAUGGGGACGAUCUGCUGGGACAGCUGAUCCGAGACCUGAAUGAAAUCAAUGAGGUUCCUUUCUUUGAUGUGCAGCUGCCUUAUGAGCUGGCACUGAAGAUAUUCCAGUACCUGGGUAAGGCUGAGCUGGGAAGGUGUGCUCAGGUCAGCAGGACGUGGAAAAUCCUUGCAGAAGAUGAAGUGUUGUGGUACAGGCUGUGCCAGCAGGAGGGAUACCUGUUGGACACGAGCAUCUCUGACCAUUCCUGCUGGAAACUUGCCCUCAAAAACUGCAGAGCCAGAGAGCACAUGCUGAAAACCAACUGGAAGAACCGCGUGGGUGCCGUGAGCCAACUGCGCUACGAGCCCGGCCGGGUCCUGUGUGCCGUGAGCUGCUGCGACGGCGUGGUCAUGGCUGGGUACAGCUCAGGGGAGGUGAGGCUGUGGGACACUCGCACCUGGGACUACACAGCUCCUGUGCUGGCAGCAGUGGCAGGGGCUGGAGCCCUGCCACACGUCUCCUUUGUGAGGAUAAACAGCUCCCUGGCCGUGGCAGCCUACGAGGACGGCACUGUGAGUGUUUGGAGCCUGCUGCUGGGCCAGGAGCCCAUCCAUCACUUCCAGCACAACCAGCACAUCCAGGCCCUGGCGCUGGCCCCGGGCGGCGCCGCCGUGGCCACGGCCUCCGGCUUCCAGGUCAAGGUGGAGAGCCCUGACGACAAAGGAUUCUGGCAAACCUCAGGAACCUUUGAAAUCCAGAAAUUGGUCAACUUCCUUAAUCUGGUUCCAGAUGUCACAGGGAGACCAGUGGCAGUGGCAGCUGCAGAGGACAUUGUCUAUCUCCUGAAAGCAGAAGAUCCUGGCAGAAUUCUGCACUCUGUCUAUGGUCAGCCUGUCACCUGCCUCGAUGUGGCUGCUCACCAAACAGCCUUUGGCAUCAAAACCUUUGGCUGGUUAUUGAAUGAGCCCAACCAGGUCCUUCUUUACAACCUAGAAACAAACCAGUGUGUGACCAAGGUGGGCAACUCCAUCGGUGACUUCUCCUGUGUCAACCUCCACAGCAGCCCCCCCAAUAUGCUGGUGGCAGGCAACAAGGACAGAAGGGUGAGGGUGUUUGACCUGCGCUGUGCCCAGGCCGUGUGCUCUGUGUAUGGCCACCAGCUGGGAGUGUCUGCAGUGCAGAUGGACGAGUGGAAAAUCGUCAGUGGAGGGGAGGAGGGGCUGGUGUGUGUGUGGGACCAACGCAUGGCCACCAAACUCUGGGAGAUGCACGCCAGACAUCCAGUCCGCCACGUGUGGUUCAAUUCCCACAGCCUGAUCACUGCCAACAUCCCCGAGGAGAAGAACCCCCGAGGCUCCAGCAUCAGCGAUGAUGACCCCAGCUUGCACCGAAAGUACCGAGGGGUCAUUUAUUCCUACGAGUUCUCUGUGGACCAGCUGGCUGUGGACAGUGUCCUCCCCAUCUGCCGCUCCUCCUACGAUGAGCUGACAGGUUACAACUACAACAUCGGCCUGGCAGUGCCCUACGACAGCAUCUAGGGCACAGGAGCGCCCCUGGGGCCAGCCUGGCACACAGGCAGAGGAAAAUCCGUGUGGGACAAGCAGCCAAAAGCUGGUGUGGGCUGCAGAAAGCCCUGGGGAUGUGAACCCCAACAGAGCGUGGCUGUCCUGGAGCACCCGCUGGAAUUGUCACUCUGGACACGUCCAGAGGUCCAGCCUGGGGGAGUGAAGAGGCUGAGGAGGGACAGGGAGCACUGCAGGGUAAACAGAAAUAUUCCUGCUGCUUGUGGGAAGGAUGUUGCAGGUCCCAUUUUGGUCAGGAAGCCAGAGUGGGACACUGGAGGGGUGGGAGCUCUCUGAGGAGUUCUUGCCUACCCCAAGAGGGAAAAAAAAAAGUCACCAAGGACUUGGAAAAAGCAUGUGCUGAGCCACAUGUUUGAAAUGUCUGUCCUGCUACUGAGCUGCUCGUUUUUGUUUUCCUUGGAAUGUGCCUGGGAACAGGACAACAGGCCUGUGCACAAAAGGUUAUGGUGGCUGGGAGAGGGAUUGAGAUGGAGAGAGGGAGGGAGGGGAAGGUUCCCUAGGCCAGGCUGGGUGCUUGGGAACUCAGCAGGCCACACACAUCAAGAUUAUUUUAGAAUAAAUUAUUUUUUUAAUUCUUUAAAGUCCUGGAUUAAAUGUUUUCUAAUUGUAUGUGUACAUGUUUCUGUGGAAUUUUGUUCCUGAGCCUUUUAGGGUGAGCUGACCCCUGUUCACUGGGACAGAGGUCUGGCUCAGGUUGUCACAUGUGCUCUAUCUGGAUCAUGUCCUUCCACAGCACCUGGAGGGUUUUCAGUGCUGUCCUUGCAUCCAAGCUGGGAAUUGAUCGUGGAACAGAAGGGAUGAAGUGGCCACAGUGCCCUCCCUGGGUAUGGAGCCCCAGAGCUGUGGGGAAGCACCAGGUGAAGGGCAGGGUUCAGCUGGAAACAAAGAGUGAGGCUUUACCUUAAGCCCGGGUAGCACUGACAGGUAAAACCAGUUUGGAGAACAAGAGCUCCAGUCCAGGAUAGAUCUUUUUACUAAUCUAAAACUAUUUUAAUUUUUGUGAUUUGUUCUUGUAAACUUACUGGUGCAAACCAAAGCUGUGUCAGUUCUGUUUAAGUUGAGGUUAAGUUUUAACUUACACCUUUUUUCCUGGGUUAGUGGAAUCAGUAUAAAGUACUGGGGAGAGGUGGAGGAAUGUGCCCAAACCUGCAGGAGAGGGGCUGGGCUGGCACUUCACCCCUCUGCAGUCACUGAGACAGCCCUGGGUUUCACUGCUUUUCCUUCUUUGCCUUGGGGUGCUUUCCCAUGACCCCUAGGCUAAAAUUUCACGUUUUAGGUUUUUAAGUUACCUUUUUCCAUGUGAUGGAUACACAAAAAAGUGCAAAGGGCAAAGCCAUUCUGUCUGACCAAUAAAUUUGAUCUGUCAUAAA